AUGUGGUCCAGAAUAUUUCAUUUAAAGGCAUAAAACACCAUACACUGUGAAGCUUUAUUUUUUAAUGCAAUCACAAACACUUUAUGUUUUUUAACUUAUUAGCAUCCCCACUGAUUGUAUUGUUUUGCUUUAUCCACUUAAGUGCUUUAAAACAUAUUUUAUAUUAGGAUUUUUAUUUUUAUCUCCUACAGCUAGAUUUUGCUAUUUCACUUUUAUUUCACAUGCAGCUUGAAUGGGUAUGAGCACAAGCACAGCGAAAUGGUUCCAGCCAGCAAAAUGCGAUCUCCCCUGGCCCUGCCUGAAACAGAUCUGUAUAUCUGGCAAAUGGUAAUUCCCUCUGAUUCUAGCUUUUAAUGAGUUGCUUCUGCUGUUUCUGAAUAUACCUGUGUCUAUGUUUGUAUCAAAACUCUCAAAAGCACCACUUCUCAGUCUGGAUACAAUUUCCAAAAGUCUAAUUUGCUUCUGGACUUUGGUCAACCUGUGUGCCUUGUUACUUCCCUCCAGCAGUUGGUGAGUAAGGAAAUUACCCUUCAGUUUCUUCUGUUUUAUCCUCUGGCCUCUAAGGUGAUUUAAUUUUUCUAAAUAUUUUCAUUUCAUCAAGGGAUCAAUAUUCUAUGGAUUUUACAAAAAGGGUCUAAUGAAAAAGAGGAACGUUCUGUGAUUUCUCAGACUCUGGAAAUUCAUUUUGGAUGUACACAUUCCAGAAACAGAACUGGAUUAGAAGCUAAACUAAAGGAAGCCUUCUAGACAAUUCUCCUAAUCCAGUCAUUUCUUCAUUCAUACACUAAGUAAUUGAGUGCUUGCUUCCUAGGGGCCAGGCUCUGUGCUGUGUGCUAAGAGGGUGCAGAGAUACAGUAGUCAGGAUCUCUGCCCACCCCCUCACCUCACACCCUGAAGAGAGCUUAGUACUAAAAAAAGGAUAACCUUAUCUGAAUGACCAUCACCUGAAAAGACAGUGGGGACAGCAGUGAAAUGCAGGAAGUUGAGUUUUUGAAGAUGAUUUUGUGCAAUGAAGUAUAACAUUGACACAUCAUGGGCUACCUACUGUGUAACCACUAUUAACAUCAUUUUAGAAUUACACAGCUAAACAGGGAGAACACCCACAAAAAUAAAAACAAAUUUCUGCAGAAUAAGGCCCAAUAUUAUGGCCUGAAAAUAGCUAUAUACUUCUGCUAUCUAAAGAUGUACAUUGUAAAGAUGAAUCCCCAAAUUGUAAAUACAAAAAAUCACAAACAUACUUAUAAUUUUGGAAUAUCCAUGUUUUAAAGGCAAUAUUGACUUUCUAUUUCAGUGGCUUAAAAUAUAACAUUUUGGCUUAAGUGUCUUUUACAAAGAUAAUAAGACACCUAAGUCCUGAGAGAAAAUUAAGUACUGUAUAUAGGUGUACUUUGCUUCACACAAUAGUUGUGCAAAAAGUCACGUGUAAAUUGAAGUUUUGUAAGUUAAAUUGUAUUUUAAAAGCAUUAGGAGAGCUGCCAUUUAGAGGAAACUUGUGAAUCAAUCCUUUUAUAAAGCAGAAAACCAUUUUAUAAUACAAAUAGUCUGUCUAAUUUAUCUUUUUUGUAUGUUUGGAGUUUCAAUAUCGACUUUGCUUAAAACACAGCCCACCUGCAUAAUAAGAGUGUGUUUUUCCAGUGCUGCUUGUGCUACCAGUUUCUUGGUUGCUAAGGCCUUAUACUUGAAAAUCCGCUGCAGUUUUGUGUGACUGGAGCUAUGAAGCGAUUCUCUGAGGGUGCAGUAGCAUUCCUGAACAGUCCAAGUAGCCAACCCAUUUCAACUCCAUUGACUACAGGACUUUUCUGCUCCACAGCAUCUUCUCUGUCAGACGUGGCCAUGAUUCAUUAGAUGGUAGAGUGACUCCUGUAUUCACAUCCUAUAAAGUGCUUAGAGUCACAGGUUUUAUAAUAAAUAUAUGUGAUCAUGUAACCAUAUUAAACUGCAUGUGUGUUGGAAUUUUUUAGCAGUAUUUUAGCUUGAAAGUACUUGUACAAAUACUAUUAGAUUUAGUUGCAAAUAAUUGUUCUCAAGUUGCUGGAAUAAAUGGAAAAUGAAAUGCA
Messenger RNA from Capra hircus (goat), 2057 nucleotides. It is a transcript of the gene TMEM257, whose product is annotated as transmembrane protein 257. The record is from RefSeq and is a predicted model, not a curated record. Lineage: Eukaryota; Metazoa; Chordata; Mammalia; Artiodactyla; Bovidae.